CCAGGCCCUUCCGCACGCGCUCCAGUUGCCGACCGUCGCUCUUGCGGCCUGUGGGAGGAAGACCUGCGAUCUCUUCUGGCGGCACCCACUGACCUUCUCUCCCCGGCCCCAUGUUUCCGACGUGGGGUCUGUACGGGGCGGCCCCAGGGGCCUAUCCGCCGCCCACGAUGAUGCCGCCUCCUCCGUUGCCCGGGCCUCCGCCGGCCGUGAUGUCCGCCGGCCUGCCGCCGCAGGUCCCGGUGGUGCCGCCACCUUACGCGGCCUCCUCGGCGGCUUCCUCCGCAUCUCCAGUGAGCGGCACGUCGGGCUUUCUGAGCCUGCAGGAGCAGCACCUGGCCCAGCUGCAGCAGCUCCAGCAAAUGCACCAGAAGCAGCUGCAGUCUGUGCUGCUGGGGGGCCCCCCUCCGCCUCCGGGACCUCCGCCCAGCCUGCCGCCGCCUCCCCUCCCCGGAGCCUCGGCCCCUACCACCUCCUGGCAGCCUCCUGUCCCAACCGGUCCACCCCCCACACGCACUUACCAGAAGCAGUUUAAGCACCGCGACCCGCCGCCCCCGCCACCUCCUCGCGACCCGCCGAUCCGCAACCCCCCAAUGCCCCCUUUGCCCCGAUCAGAGGAGAGUGUGGAGCCGCCUGAACCUCUUCAGGAAUGGGACAGCGUACCGGCCUCGGCCAGUCCCGGCAUGGACAUGGAUAUGGACUUGUCCUCCCCGCCCCAGUCUCCGGGCUCGUCUUACCUGCCCCCUCUUCAGGAUGACUCUUGCCUUCGCCCCUCCCAACUUCUGCCCUCACAGACCCGCAGUCCGCCGCCCCCUCAGUCAUACCAGGACCGUUCCCAGGCCUUUGCAGAACAGACUUUCUCCGAAUCUUCUCCCGCAGCAGUUUCCCAGCCUUACCUGACACAGUCUUACCAAACCACUUCCCAGCCAGCAUCCUCCCAGUCGGUUCAGUCCAAGGCUCCUUCGAUCUCCCAGUCUGAAUCUCGCUUCACCUCGUCCCAGGUGUCACAGCCUGCCCCUGAACCUCAGGAGUUCAGACAGGGCAGUAGUAAGCACACUGAUAACAAGGGUGAGCGACUGCAAAGUACCUCCCGUGCAGACCUCUCCACAAUGACGCCCCAGGAACAGCAGAAAUAUUGGUACCAACAGCAUCUGCUUACUCUGCAGCAGAGGGCAAAAGCACAUGCACUGGGACAACAGCUUCCACAAGACCUAGGCGUUGCAAAUGAUGCUCCAGAGCAGAGGCAAGAAGAAAGGGAAAUGUCUCUUUCUGACCAACUUUCUGAGUCCACCUUGCAUUAUGAACCCCAGUUAUCUCAUUCCAAAGACGAUGACCUUCCUUUGUCAUCCAUUGAACCUAAGCUGAGCAUCAAACCACCAGAGGAUCCUGAGGAGAGUUUAAGGUUGCAGCAACUGCAGGCUGCAGCUACCCAAUGGCAGCAGCAUCCACAGCAGCGUGUGGGCUUCCAGUACCAGAGAAUUAUGCAAAAGCAUGCACAGUUGCAACAGAUGCUGCAUCAUUAUCAACAGAUCAUACAACAACCCCCACAUUUGCCUACAAUGUCAACAGAGAUGCAGCUACAGCAUUAUGAGUCACAACACAAAAAGUUCCAGCCACUUUAUAAAGAAUGGGAACGGGAAUUUCAGCAGUGGCAGGAUCAGCUCCAGACCUAUCCUCACAAGGACCAGCUUCAUGAGUGCGAGAAACAAUGGAACAUGUGGCAAGGGCAGAUGAAAGCCACGCAGAACCACUUGCUGGAGAAAGUGAAGUCCCUUCAAAAGAUGAGCAGUCAAUAUACUGGGGGUACAACUGUUCCACAGUUUCCUCCAUUUUCUCAGACUGCUCAAGUGGGCGUGCCUGUUAUGCCCUCUACUUUGCCCUCAGCUACACUGUCUGUGACAUCCUCUGGGUUCUCUUCUGGCUCUCAUGGAACUGAUAUAUCUGGUCCCAAAGAAUCUGGUCUUCAGAGUACCCAGAACACUGAAACUGCAAGGGCUGCUCCAUUUUCUUCAUCAGCUGCUUUUCAGUUUAAAUUGGCCGAGUCAUCUACUACUUCCCAUGCAACAGAGAUUUCUAGGCCAGCUCUGCUUCCCCCAUCCACACCUCCUUCUUAUACAUUUAAAGCAACAGAGUCACCCACUGCCUCUCAGUCCAUGGAAACAACCAGGCCGGCAUUCCUUCCCACACCUUCCCUUAGUUCUUUUUCAUUUAAAAUGACCGAUUCUUCUGCUGCCUCCCAAGCCACUGAUGUAGGCAGACCAUCUCUCCUUCCUACCCCUGCUGCUUCUUCCUUUUCAUUUAAAAUUAUUGAUUCACCUCCCACCUCUCACACCAUCGAGACAGCUAGGCCAGCUCUACUUCCUACUCCCACCCCUCCUUCUUUUUCUUAUAAAGGUUCAGAUUCGUCUACCACAAUGCCUUAUCACUCAAAUGUGACAUCAUCUACUAGUUCUUCUGACCAAGGCAUUCCUCUGGGCAAACAGGCAAUGCCAUUUGGUUCUGGCUCAUCUGAACUAGGCUCUGCUGAAGUGAAGCCGCCUUCUACAGUGUCCUCAUCAUCUGUAGCCACCACCACUGCCACCACUACCUAUCAGAGCAAACCAGUGAGAUCAACUGGGUUUACUGAAUCUCCCAGAGGGCUGUGUUUUGAUGGCCCUAGGGGUCCAAGGUUUGAUGGACCACGAGGAGGAAGCUUCGAGAGAUUUGAAGCCCCAAGACAGAGAGGGCCGCAUUUCCAGGGCCAGCGGUUAGAAGGCCCAAAGCCAAGGCUUCAAAAUCAGAAAAUGGAUGGAUCUUCCGGCAAACAGGGAACAAUCCCCCGGGGCCCAGCAGCAGCAUUUUAUUCUGCGUCAGGCAUAUCGCAGGCGCAGGCUUCCCAAUCAGGUGGAACACAGUGGCGGGGGUCUAGGCCCCCUUCGGGUCAGCAGCAUCCGCAGGCCGAUGGUAGCAACUCUUUCAGUGAUGUGGCCAGCACUCAGGCAGCUGCAAAUCAUUCUAAACCUCCACUGGAUAGAAAAAAUUCUGGUCAACUUCAGGCAGGUAAAGGCCCAUCUACCAUGCAGCAAAAUACAUCCAGAAUAGAUGGCAAAGAAGUGACAUCAGAAGCACAAAAGUGGAGCACCACAGAGCCUGGACGGCAGAUAGAAGCAUCUAAAACAGCUUCUGGUCCAUCAUCAGUUCCUGCUCCGCCACCAAAACCAGGAGGGAAGAAACCAUUGCUGCCAACUCCAGCACUUGGAAAUACAGACUUGAACUCUGCAGAGAGCAAAUUAGUUUCGCCUGAAAAUAGCCAGAACAAGGAACCACCUAAACUAGAGGACAGGGGGAGAGGGCAGAUUAAGCCAGGAGAUAAUCAAUCUAAAGGACCAGCUGUCAGAGGUAGAGGCCAAGGUCGGAUAGAGGAUACGAGAGGUAGAGGCCAGACCCGGUUAGAAAAUGCCAGGGGCAGGGGGAUGCCAACUCGAGGUAGAGGCAGAGGUCAGAUUAGAGAUGUAGCUGGCAGAGGGUUAAACAGUGGCACAGAACUCCAUGAGAAGCUGCCAGAGAGACAGCCAGGCAGCUGGGAACCAGGCAGUCAGGAGAGAGUACAAGGCAGGCGAUCCAGGAGCCAGGAAAGAGGGUUGCCAGCUAGAGAUGGAGAGCCAGAUCAUCGAACGGGCAGCAGAGAGAGAGGCCGUGCAAGUAGCCGGGAGAGGGAACCGGUCAGGCGGCCUGGUAGCCGAGAGAGGAGGCUGGAUCGGCAGGCCAGUAGCCGGGAAAGGGGUCCCAGUCGACAAGCUGGUAGCAGAGAGAGAGGCUCAGAUCGGCGACCUAGUAGCCGGGACAGAGACCCAGUCAGAAGGCCUAGCAGCCAGGAAAUGGAACUUCACAGGCACGACGUAGGUCUUGGAGGCAAUACUGAAAAUUUACCUCCAUUUUGUGAUGAACCACGCAGGCCUCCAUGGGCUUAUGGAGAUUCAAACCUAGAAGAAGGAUGUCCAUUUGAAUACAGAGAUGUUCCACCUUUAGAACGCAGACGAUUGGACGAUUGGGAAAGUGAUAGAUACUGGCCUGAACGUGAACGUGACCGCCGGUAUCAUGAUAGCUCUCUUGAUCUGUAUGAGAGAGAUGAUUCGCUAUCACAUCGUCGUCCAUUGCCUCCUCUUUCACCUCUCCCUCCUCUCCCUCCUUUACCUCCAUUGUCUGCUGACCUUGACAGACGUGAUUCAUUUUGGAAUGACUGGGAAAGGCCAGUGACUAGAGAGAGGGAGAUGGACAGAGACCUGGACAGGAUCAGAAGACCCUUGGAUUCUUAUGAUCGUGAAUUUGGAAGAGACUGGGACAGAGAUUACAUAAGGCCACUGAGUGACAGAGAUACACUGAGUCGUGAUCUAGACAUACCUCCUCUCCCACCUUUGCCUCCCCUUCCGCCACUUCCUCCUUUGGACAGGUAUCGUGAAGAGCAGUGGAUGGAGGACAGAGACAGAGAUUUCUAUGAUCCUAGAGACAGAGGGGAACUUAGAAUCAGAGAGUAUCCAGAUACAUGGAGGGAGCCAUCUGACUUUCCUCCUGAAAGGAAUGAUUGGGAGAGGAAAAGACUUCCAGAAAAGUGGUAUCCAGAGGAUGUGGACAGAUUCCCAACUUUAGAUGAUCAUCUGGAACCGCCGCCUCUGCCACCAUUAUCUGAUAUACGUGCAGAAGAACCAAGUGCAAAGUCUGAGCAGUCAACAGGAGGAGUAAUGGUCCUUAGUCAAAGGCAACAUGAAAUAAUCUUGAAGGCUGCCCAGGAGUUGAAAAUGCUAAGAGAACAGAAAGAACAUAUGCAGAAGAUGCAAGACUUCGUUCCUGAGCCUGAUCUGCCACCACAGGAAAUGGCUAGAGUCCAAAGUUCAGUGGCUACAAGGCAGGAGAACUUUCAGGCACCUUCUGAAAUGCAACCUGAAAUACCUAUAGAGGAACAACCAAUUGCACCAACUCCAGCUGUAAUUAUAAAGCCACCCAUCUUAUUUCGGCAGCCCACCCCAACCACAAAGGCAACUGCCCCUGUAGCAAAGCUUUCUGUCCCAGCAGUGAGGCCACCUGUUCCAGCUGCAAAAGCCCCUCUUCCCAUGGUCAGGCCACCGGCUCCAUCAGUGCCACCAGACCCUCCAGGUCCCCUUUCAACUGCAGCAGCCACUCAGGUUUCAGCUUCUGUGGUGAAGCCAUCCCUUGCUAUGAACCAAGAGCGUUGGGAUGAAGAUUCUUUCCAAGGGCUUUGGGACACCAGUGAAGAUAAAGGAAUAAAAUCAGAGUACGACUUACCUAAAACAGACCCCUCACCAAUCCCAACAUCCCUUGCGUCAGGUAUGCCACAACUUUCCAAGCCACCAGUUAUGCAUCAGACCGUCGACUAUGGACACGGCCAUGGCCAUGGACACGGUCAAGGUGACGGUGGUGGCCACGAGGGCCUUCAAGCAGUUCCAUCCGGUUCACCAUCUCUGCACACUUUUGGACAAAGGGGACCUGGCUACAGUUUUGCACACUCUGAUAUAACUGCCAGUAAAGGUGGACAAAUUCCGUAUGGAGAGCGAGUAACUCUGCGUCCAGAACCUCCUCAUGAAAGACAGUCCUUUUCAAAAGAGCAUCCUGGCCAGAGAGAUCGAUACAUCAAGGAGAGAGAAACUCACUUCGAGCGACAAAAUAAUACAAAUACAGACCAUAGAGAUUUCAGACGAGAACGAGAAUCCUAUAGAGACCGUAGUUCUGGAGACCAUGAACGGGAAAGAUUUGACAAAGAUCGUUACCCACGAGAAGACAGGCCAUCUCCUUCAAGAACUCAGUCUUACCGCGACAAAGACCAUUUAAACUCAAGGAGGGGGGGAUUUGAAAGACAGUCGUACGAAAGAAAGCCGGAUCGUCCUCCUUAUGAUCAUGGACCUACUGGAUUUGGAGGUGAUAGGAGAAAUUACCCUGAGGAGAGAAUGCCUAUUCCUGCUCCAUCAAUACCCCGACAGCCACCUCCUGCACCACGUGUAGAGAAGAAACCAGAAUCUAAAAAUGUGGAUGAUAUACUGAAGGCACCUGGACGAGAGAGUAGGCCAGAGAGAAUCGUCAUUAUCAUGAGAGGAUUGCCUGGCAGUGGGAAGACACAUGUGGCUAAGCUCAUCAGGGAUAAAGAAGUUGAAUGUGGAGGAGCUGCUCCCAGAGUCCUCAGCCUGGAUGACUAUUUUAUCACUGAAAUAGAAAAAGAAGAACGAGACCCAGAUACAAAGAAAAGGGUGAAAAAGAAGGUUUUGGAGUAUGAAUAUGAAGCUGAUAUGGAAGAGGUCUACCGUGCCAGCAUGUUCAAAACCUUCAAAAAGACUUUGGAUGAUGGGUUUUUCCCUUUCAUUAUCCUUGAUGCCAUCAAUGACAAAGUGCGUCACUUUGAUCAGUUGUGGAGUGCUGCAAAAACAAAAGGGUUUGAGGUCUACAUAGCUGAAAUAAGUGCAGACAACCAGACCUGUUGCAAGAGAAACGUCCAUGGACGCAAGCUCAGAGAAAUCAGCAGGAUGGCUGAUUAUUGGGAGAUGGCCCCCCGUCACAUGAUACGUUUAGACAUUCGUUCUCUGCUACAAGAUGCUGCUAUCGAAGAGGUGGAGAUGGAGGAUUUUGAUGCCAACAUUGAAGACCAGAAAGAAGACAAGAAAGAUGCAGAUGAAGAAGAGAGUGAACUGGGUUACAUUCCGAAAAGCAAAUGGGAGAUGGAUACUUCUGAAGCAAAACUAGACAAAUUGGAUGGGCUGCGAACUGGUGCUAAGCGGAAACGCGAUUGGGAGGCAAUUGCCAGCAGAAUGGAGGAUUACCUUCAGCUUCCAGAUGACUAUGAUACCCGUGCUUCUGAACCUGGAAAGAAGAGGGUGAGGUGGGCAGACCUUGAAGAGAAAAAGGAUGCAGACAGAAAAAGGGCCAUUGGUUUUGUUGUUGGACAGACAGAUUGGGAGAAAAUCACGGAUGAAAGUGGUCAUCUUGCUGAGAGAGCCCUCAAUCGCACCAAAUAUAUCUGAUGCAGUUGUUUCAUGGGAUUUCUCUACCUUUUAAGGCCAUUUGCUUUGAUGAGAGCUGAACGUGAAGUGAUGUUCCCCCAUCUUGAGUAUUGUGGGGUUUCUUUCUUUAGAAACUUUUUUAUUUUGUUGUGUUCUUUGAAAUUUUGACUAGUGAUGUCCAGCCGCCCCAAGUAACAUGGAAUCCCAUUGCACCUAAAUGUGAAAGAAGGUUUUUGUUUUAAGAAAGUAGUUUUAGCUCUUAUGCGUGCAGUAGAAUGGAACGAUUAGGCCUAUUUCCACUGCUAUAUUUGUCACAAAAUAUCUGCAUUUACCAUUGCGUUGUUGCUUCGUGGCUAUUAUUUUAUACUGUACAAACUUUGUAGUUUAUUGUACUACAGUAUGGAACAAUAAACUUUCACUAUGAACCCA
Messenger RNA from Sphaerodactylus townsendi, 7409 nucleotides. RefSeq names its product YLP motif containing 1 (gene YLPM1). The record is from RefSeq and is a predicted model, not a curated record. Gene Ontology annotation, biological process: regulation of telomere maintenance. Bases 111 to 7001 code for a protein of 2296 amino acids. NCBI's taxonomy places the organism in Eukaryota, Metazoa, Chordata, Lepidosauria, Squamata, Sphaerodactylidae. Gene Ontology annotation, cellular component: nucleus. The transcript is spliced from 22 exons.